Messenger RNA from Rhopalosiphum padi (bird cherry-oat aphid), 1218 nucleotides. Its product is annotated as E3 SUMO-protein ligase ZBED1-like. The record is from RefSeq and is a predicted model, not a curated record. The transcript has a single exon. NCBI's taxonomy places the organism in Eukaryota, Metazoa, Arthropoda, Insecta, Hemiptera, Aphididae. Gene Ontology annotation, molecular function: protein dimerization activity. The coding region runs from base 1 to 1218 and encodes 405 amino acids.
AUGGUGUCUGUUUGCCUUGGUUGUGAACAUUUUCCUCUACAGCACACAGCAAUUAAUCUAGCAGAGUAUUUAAAAAAUAUAACAAUUGAAUGGAAAAUCAAUAAUAAAGUUGUGGCUGUUGUAACGGACAAUGCAGCAAAUAUGGUUUCAGCAGUACGUCAGUUACAUUUUCGACACAUAGGAUGUUUUGCUCAUUCCAUCAAUCUUGUUGUUCAAAACUCACUAGAAAACAUUUCAGAAAUAGUUUCAAAAGUAAAAAAAAUAGUCGAAUUUUUCAAACGCAGCAGUAACGCAUUAACAAAACUCCAAUCAACACAAGCUCAAAUGGGUUUACCUUUAUUAAAAUUGAAGCAAGAUUGUGUGACGAGAUGGAACUCGACAUUUGAUAUGUUGAAGAGAAUUAUUUGUAAAAAAGAUGCUGUAAUUUCAACAUUAGCCCUAUUACAAAGUAGUAUUGAUACUUUGACUCCAGAAGAAUGGGAUAUAGUUGAUAAAGCCAUUCUUAUAUUACAAAUUUUUAAUGAGGUUACAAUAGAAGUUAGCUCAGAAAAAACUGUAUCUUUAUCAAAAAAAAUAGUUUUAGUUAGUUCCACGACAGCAACUGUAAAUACUUAUGUUGACGAUAUAUCUUUGCCUCAUGCAGUUCAUCAAAUGGCAGUUUCACUGAAAAAUGAACUACAAAAACGGUUUAAAGACAUUGAAGAGACUGAAAUUGUGGCACAAGCAUCAAUCUUGGACCCUCGAUUUAAAAAGUAUGGUUUCACUGAUGAAGUAAAAUAUAAAAACGCCUAUACAAAUUUAAGAACACGAAUAGGAAACAUUCGAUUACCGUCAACACCAUCUAACAACCUCGAACAAGCACCAACAACUUCAACAUCACAACCUCCAGUAUCUUUGUUAUGGAAAAUUUAUGAAGAUAAAGUUGAGAAAUUCAAAUCCACAGUGUCAUCAACUGCAGCAGGAAUAAUAGAGUUAGAUAAAUACCUCGGAGAAACAUUAAUUGACCGUAAAGAUGAUCCGUUAAAAUGGUGGUAUGAACGAAAACAUAUUUAUCCUCAUCUAUAUGAAUUUGCUAUGAAGCGCCUCUGUGUGACAGCAACUAGUGUUCCUUGCGAGAGAAUAUUUUCAGAAGCUGGACAAAUUAUUACGCAAAAAAGAAAUCGCUUGAACACAAAAAAAGCUUCACAGUUAAUAUUUUUACACAAUAAUCUUUCUUAA